AUGCCAAACAGCCUGAGCGAAAUCACUCUCGCUGUCACGCAGCCACCGCAAGAUGAUCAUGGUUGGAGACGGAUUGUUCGUGGUUUUACUCCUUCUAUGUUCUCGAUAACCAUGGGAACUGGUGUGGUGGCAAUUUUGAUACAUCAAAUGCCGUACAAUAGCAGCUGGACGAACUAUCCCUGUUAUAUUGUGUUCGGACUCAAUGUCCUGAUAUUCGUUAGCGCCUUGUUAAUAUCCAUCUUGCGGUAUGCUCUGUGGCCUGAGCUGUGGCCAGCGAUGAUCAAUCACCCGACGCAUUCUCUGUUCUUGGGAUGUUUCCCCAUGGGUCUUGGAACCAUCGUUAACCUGAUCGUGCUGGUCUGCGUUCCGGCAUGGGGACGCUGGGCGGCGACAAUGGCGUGGGCCCUUUGGUGGAUCGAUGCUGCUCUUGCGGUAACCAUUUGUUGCUCAGUCGCAUUUCUGAUGAUCUCGGUUCAUGAAGUGACCCCUGAGAAAUUGACUGCCGCAUGCUUGCUACCUGCUGUCAGUUGUCUUGUUGCUGCAUCAACUGGUGGUCAAGUCGCGCAAAUGGAGGCCCUCCAAGCGCAUGAGGCACUUUGGACAUUGCUUACCUGCUAUUGCUGCUGGGCAAUUGGCUUCUUUGUCGGGCUGAUGAUACUAUGCAUCUACUUUUACAGAUUAUUGUUGUUCAAGCUUCCAUCGCAGGAAGUCGUUGUUAGCGUUUUCUUGUCUUUGGGACCACUCGGACAAGGAAGCUUCGGAAUUUUACAAUGCGGAAAAGCUGCAAAGAUGAUCUUCCCAAAACUCACUGUAUUGCCAUCUGAGGCUGGCACCAUUCUCUACGUCAUGGGCCUCAUCAUGGGUCUUGUCAUCUGGGCCAUGGCAAUCCCAUGGAUGUGUUUCGCUGUAGGAUCUGUCCUUCGUUUGAAGUUCAGAUUUCCUUUCAACAUCGGCUGGUGGGCUUUCUUGUAUCCAGUUGGUGGUGUUGCGUCAGCAACAAUAACAUUGAGUGCCGAGCUGGACUCUGCAUUCUUCGGCGUCGUUGCAGAAGUUCUUACUGCAAUCAUCGUCCUCGUCUGGAUCAUCUGCUUCGUGGGAACCAUUCGAGGAGCAUUCACAGGGGAGCUAUUCCCCAAACCAGGUGUUUGCGAGCUUCGUCCGGAUUCAGGCGCAAAGGUAAAUCAAUCCGAUGCUUCAAAAACAAGAGCAACAAGAAUAAAUACUGAUCAUUGCAACGAAUAG
Molecule: messenger RNA, 1242 nt
Organism: Aureobasidium melanogenum CBS 110374
Lineage: Eukaryota; Fungi; Ascomycota; Dothideomycetes; Dothideales; Saccotheciaceae
Product: sulfite efflux pump SSU1
Exons: 6
Coding region: 1-1242 (413 amino acids)
Biological process (GO): sulfite transmembrane transport; transmembrane transport
Cellular component (GO): plasma membrane
Molecular function (GO): sulfite transmembrane transporter activity
Source: RefSeq, a predicted model, not a curated record